Molecule: messenger RNA, 2493 nt
Organism: Haliotis rubra (blacklip abalone)
Lineage: Eukaryota; Metazoa; Mollusca; Gastropoda; Lepetellida; Haliotidae
Exons: 3
Coding region: 1-2493 (830 amino acids)
Biological process (GO): DNA integration
Molecular function (GO): nucleic acid binding
Source: RefSeq, a predicted model, not a curated record
AUGAUAUUGAAAUCAACGGCUCAGCAGCUUCAACUCACUGGGAAGCAGGAUUCCAUUCUCCUUACAACAAUAAGUCAAGAAUCAGUGCACUGUAGUGGACAAUCUGUGAAACUCCAGAUUUCGUCAGCAGACCAGCCAGCCACUAGGUUUGACAUCGACAAUGCCUUCACUGCAGACAAUCUAUGCAUGUCAGAGUACACAUAUCCCAUAGAGAAUAUGCAGCAGCACUGGACUCAUCUGGAAAACCUUCCUCUACCAAAGAUAAAUGGAGCAGUGCCAAGUAUUCUGAUAGGAUCCGACAACUCAAAGCUGAUCUUGCCUAAAGAGCCAGUAUGCUUUGGUAAUUCAGAUGCUCCUAGUGGUGUCCACACCAACCUUGGCUGGACUGUCCAAGGUCCGUCGAUGAUGCUAGGGCAGACGAAGAGGAACACUUGUCUGCUGAACCAGACUCGACCAGCUGAGCUCUCGCCAUCUCACUGUGUGGAGAGACUUUGGCAAUUGGACACUCUUCCCUUUACGAGUAAACAGGUCAUUCGCUCCAAACAGGACAAGAUGGCACUGGAAAUACUAGAUUCUCAGACCACAAGAAUUGAGGUGGAUGGCGUGUUAUAUUCCUCUCAAGGGUUUGAUCCAGACGAUUCAACUACACAAUUACACAUCUUCUGUGACGCAUCCGAAAGGGUAUAUGGAUCAGUCGCCUAUUUGCGCUCAGAAGAUCGACAUGGAAGGGUUCAUGUCAGCUUCGUGAUGUCCAGAUCCAAGGUUGCACCGAAGAGACAGUUAACCAUACCACGGCUAGAGCUGUGUGCAGCUCUGACAGGUGCUCAGUUAGCAGACCUGCUGCAGUGUGAAAUAAAGCUACCAAUCCAAGCUACUUAUCUAUGGAGUGACUCUACUACUGUGCUCACAUGGUUGCAGUCUGAAUCUUGCAGAUACAAGGUAUUCGUUGGAGCCAGAGUAGCUGAAAUUCAGAACCUCACCGACACACAUUGCUGGAGGUAUGUGAACACACAGCAAAACCCAGCUGAUGAUAUCACUCGAGGCCUGAGUGUCAAAGACCUUGUUGAAGAAUCCAGAUGGAGAAAUGGACCUGCCUUCCUCCGACAGUCAGCAGAUGAAUGGCCUGAAUCUCCAUCAACAGGCAGUGACGAGCCAGCAGAACUUAGGAAAUCUGCCAUGUUGUCAACGAUUGUGACACAGACACCCACUUUGCCUGACCCAACACAGUAUGAAUCAUGGGAAGUAUUCAUCUCUGAUGUAAAUGAAGCCCUUGACGGGGCGGCCCCUAAAGAGGAAACUAAGACACUGACUCCUGAACAUGUUGAGCAAACUGAGAACUAUCUGUACUGCCAAGUACAACAACAGUGCUUCUCAAAGGACUUUGAUUGCCUCAAGUCUGGUAAGCAAUUACCACACGAUAGUCGACUGAUUCAACUUGAUCCUGAAUACGAUCCAGAACUUGACUUGAUCCGUGUAGGCGGCAGACUCCGUCGAGCUGAAUCCCUGGAUUCGAAUAUUAAGAAUCCCAUAGUUCUUGAUCCAACCCACGAGAUCACCAAACUGAUUAUCAGAGAUCAUGACGAGAAACUCUUGCAUUACGGUCCGGAACAUCUCUUUGCCGAGAUCCGACGCAGAUUCUGGGUCCUCCGGGGCAGAGAGGCCAUACGACGACAUCAACGUAAGUGUGCUACCUGCCAGAAGUGGCGUUCAAACCCUGCAACUCAGAAGAUGGCCGACCUACCACCGGCCCGUCUCCGACUCUUCAAACCAGCCUUUUACUCGACUGGAGUAGACUGUUUUGGCCCGAUGCAGGUGAAGAUAGGACGUCGUUUAGAGAAACGAUGGGGAGUGAUUUUUAAGUGUAUGACUACCCGAGCAGUGCACCUAGACCUCCUUGAGUCUAUGGAUUCAGAUGCUUUCCUCAUGGCGUUCCGCCGCUUUGUAUCCCGAAGGGGUAAACCUCAUGAACUCUUGUCAGACCAGGGCACCAACUUCAAAGGUGCUAAAUCAGAAUUACAGAACGCAUGGUCUGAAAUGGAACCAGAACUACGUCACUACCUUGUCAACCAAAAGGUAGAAUUUGUGUUCAACCCUCCAAGUGCACCCCAUCAUGGAGGCGUGUGGGAGAGGGAGAUCAGAUCAGUCAAACAUGGCCUCAGAGUGUCACUUGGUCAACAGACUGUUACCGAAGCAACCUUGCGCACUGUCUUGUGCGAAGUCGAAGGCAUUCUCAACUCGAAGCCACUUUCCUACGUGUCAUCAGAUGCUAGAGAUUUGGACCCAAUCACACCCAACAUUCUCCUAAUGGGGCGGCAUGACACAUCUUUACCUCAGGUUGUGUAUCCUGCGGAGACUAUACGAGGCCUGUGGCCAAACUCGUCCCUCUGCCAGAAUGUCCAGUGGACCCAAAUGACACUUGACUUACUAUUUCAAUUCCUAGGAACUAUUCCAGAACGUUCUAAGGACUUUUCUUAUUUCAAAUUUAAUGCUUAA